AUGAACCACUGGUGCAUCCUCCAAAUCGCCCUCCUGUUGGGCUUCUCCACCACAGCUCUUCCCACGAGCUACAGCUUGCUUCGACGUCAACAAAGCAGCAGCAGUUUGGAGUGUCUGAAGCUCCUUCGGAGAUUGAAUGGGUGUCCUGAAUGUUGCCUCAAGGACAGGAUGAACUUUGAGAUCCCUGAGGAGAUUAAGGAACCACAGCAGUUCCAGAAGGAGCAUGCCACAUCGGUCAUCUCUGAGAUGCUCUGGAACAUCUUUUGUAUAUUCAGAAGCAAUUUCUCCAGCACUGGCUGGAAUGAGACCAUUGUUAAGGACCUCCUUGCUAACCUUGAUUGGCAGAUGGACCGUCUGGAGCCAUUCCUGAAGGAAAAAGUGAAGGAGAAAAGCUUCACCUUGGGAAACGAGAGCAUCCUGUCCCUGAAGAACUAUUACUCGAGGAUCAAGCAGUACUUGAAGACCAAGGAUUACAGCCGCUGUGCCUGGACAGUAGUCCGAGUGGAAAUCCUCAACAACUUUGUCAUCAUUAACAGACUUACAAAUUACCUCCAAAACUGA
Molecule: messenger RNA, 561 nt
Organism: Galeopterus variegatus (Sunda flying lemur)
Lineage: Eukaryota; Metazoa; Chordata; Mammalia; Dermoptera; Cynocephalidae
Product: interferon beta-like
Exons: 1
Coding region: 1-561 (186 amino acids)
Biological process (GO): positive regulation of peptidyl-serine phosphorylation of STAT protein; B cell proliferation; natural killer cell activation involved in immune response
Cellular component (GO): extracellular region
Molecular function (GO): type I interferon receptor binding; cytokine activity
Source: RefSeq, a predicted model, not a curated record